AUGGUUGCAUUAUCGGCUGCUCACAAGAUAUCUCGAGUUGCUGUCAUAGGCGGCGGUCCCACAGGCCUUGCAGCUGCGAGAGCAUUAAGGGAUCAAGGCGCAUUCAGUAAAAUCACAGUGUUUGAACGAAAUGCCGAAGUGGGCGGAACAUGGCUGUUUUCUCCUCAAGCGAACCCUUCAUUGGAUAUUCCGUCCGUCAAUGCUUUGGACAUUGAACCACCAGGAAUCUACUAUCCGCCAAAAAAAGCUUCCAUGUACGCCAACUUGCGCACCAACUUGCCUCAUGCCGUCAUGUGCUUCCGGGAUCUUCCAUUCGAGCCAGGCACCCCCAUGUUCCCAACCCACGAACAAGUGCUAAAGUAUCUAAAGUCAGUAGCUGACUCAUGCCAGUUACAACCCAUGAUCCGACUCAAUACCUCUGUGCUGGACGCCGAGUUUCUGGAUUCUGAAUCCGUAUGGCGAUUGUCGCUGGUGGAAGUCGGAAAAGAAGGUAGAAAGUAUACAGAGGAGUAUGAUGCUGUGGUUGUUGCCUCGGGUCAUUAUACGGUUCCUCAUAUUCCUGCCAUUGACGGUAUUGUCCAUGCCUCGAAAAAGCUUCGCAUUAUGCAUUCUCGAGAUUAUCGCUAUCCCGAUGCUUACCGGGACCAAAAUCUCGUGGUUAUUGGUGGUGGCCCAUCAGCCAGGGAUAUUGUACGAGAGACGUCGAGCUAUGCGAAGCGGAUAUAUCACAGCAUGAGAACGGAGGAUGGGGCUCUUCUUUCGGCACAAGGAAGUUCGCUUCCCAACGUUCAGUCUACCACCGUUUUGACAAGAUUCAACGAGGAUGGAUCAAUCGAAUGCCAAAAUGGCACCAUAUUGAAAGAUGUCGAUACUAUCAUAUUUGCUACCGGCUUUCUUUACAGCUUCCCUUUCUUGCGAUUUGAGAAGGAUCUCAUUGUGGACGGACAAAACGUACAAAAUUUGUACAAGUACCUGUUUUACAUUAAGAACCCGACGCUUGCCUUUGUUGGAUUGCCUAUCCGCACGGUUCCUCUUCCAUUUGCGCAAUCGCAAAGUAUGGUCAUUGCACGAUGUUGGAGCGGCCAUGCAACCAUUCCUUCCAGAGAAGCCAUGUUUGAAGAAGAAGGGGCACGUCGCUUGUCCAAUGAUCGUUCCAACAUCAUUCUGGGGGCGGAUAAAGAAUUUGCACUUGUCGAUCGUAUGAAUGCGUGGGCCGAAGGAUGGCCAUUGGACAAAGAUUUGGCAGGGUGGCAAUCCACCGAUAUAGUGACGGGUCGUUUGCCGGAGUGGUGGAAGUCCAUGCGCAAAGCGGCGCCGCAGCUAAGAUUAGAACAACUGGGUCAUUAA
Radiomyces spectabilis is the source of this 1347-nucleotide messenger RNA. RefSeq lists its product as uncharacterized. Bases 1 to 1347 code for a protein of 448 amino acids. The transcript has 3 exons. The record is from RefSeq and is a predicted model, not a curated record. NCBI's taxonomy places the organism in Eukaryota, Fungi, Mucoromycota, Mucoromycetes, Mucorales, Radiomycetaceae. Gene Ontology annotation, molecular function: NADP binding; flavin adenine dinucleotide binding; N,N-dimethylaniline monooxygenase activity.